Manduca sexta (tobacco hornworm) is the source of this 853-nucleotide messenger RNA. Its product is annotated as insecticyanin-B-like. The coding region runs from base 16 to 786 and encodes 256 amino acids. Gene Ontology annotation, molecular function: pigment binding. Lineage: Eukaryota; Metazoa; Arthropoda; Insecta; Lepidoptera; Sphingidae. The record is from RefSeq and is a predicted model, not a curated record. The transcript has 5 exons.
AAACGACAAUCCGACAUGAUCAGAGAAAUCAAGCACAGGACCAACGGCUUUACGUGCUUUCCAAAGCAGGGGCAUCAGACCAACUUCCAAACUCCGAGUGUGGGUUGCGAGAGCCCAGCAUUCGUCGUAUCACGUCCGUACGGCGCAGUAGCGAUGUAUGUCUUUAUCUUGUUUUGUGUCACUACGGCUCUGGCUGCAGAAUUCACGCUGCCCGGAGAGUGUCCUGAUGUUAAACUGCAGGAGAAUUUGCAUUACACGAAGUUUUCAGGAGUAUGGUAUAACGUGGCGAGCUAUGCCAGCGACGGAAGGCCUAUCUACGACUGCGCAACGCUAGAUUUCCAAGAAGAUAAUGUCGGAUACACCCUGAGGGAAACCUACGUAUCUUCAGACCAAGAGAACAAAACUCAGAAGUCAUAUUUGGCGCGAGUCGAUCCCACCUUCGAUGCUGGAAACAAAGCCCAGUUUAUUGUCAGUCAUGAAGAUGGAGAUAAAGUAUUGCAGUUCCCGUUCUUUAUUCUCUCCACGGACUACGAUAAUUACGCGAUUGCGUACACCUGCAAAACUAUGAAGAAGAAGACCAGAACACAUUAUGUGUUCACAUGGAUUCUGACUCGUACGAAGGAAAAGCUACAAGGAGACACAUUGAAGAUGGUGGAAAACACUCUCUCCAAGUAUUCUGAGCUGGCUGAACAUCGGCAGGCGUUUGUCUUCAAAGACUUCUCCGAGGCCAGCUGCGCGUACUCCAGCAAAUUCGAGACAGACUUCUUUACAAGUAAUUUCUGGUAGAAUUCCAAUGCUCGCGAUUCAUGGACUGUGAUUGACUAUUUGCAAUAAACUAAGUAUUUGAUUUUAA